GCUGCAGCUAAAGCGCUUUACUUCCGGGAUACCGUCAGGAUGAGAUUGUAGCAUCAGCGCUGAAUAAAACCACAUUCCAGGGUGAUGGGGCCAGAUGGUGCCCCAGGUCCAGCUGUGCCAUGGCGUAAGGUGCUGUGGGAACGCCAGCCUUUUCCAGAUAACUACGUAGACCAGCGGUUCUUGGAGGAGUUACGCAGGAACGAGGGCAUCCGGCAGUACCGCUACUGGGCUGUAGUGAAGGAAGCAGGAUUUGUAGGACAGCAGCUGUCUUGUGUGGCCAUUUUUAUCACCCUCUGGCUCUACAUGGAGCAGGGUCUGCUGCCACCUGAGACGUUGCUGUGGUCCAGCCUCAUCUGUGCCCUACUGGGUUAUGGACUUCAUCAAGCCUUGACAUCUCGCGUUGAAUCGUGUGGUGAACCCCGCACUCAUCUGGCUGAUUUACAGAGUGCAGCCAUUUUCCUUUCCUUCACCUUUGGCUUCUCGCCAGUUCUUAAGACACUAACAGAGUCUGUGAGUACAGACACUGUGUACGCCAUGUCUGCUUUGAUGCUGCUGGCCCAUUUGGUGUCGUUUCCUUACGCACAGCCAUCGCCUCCUGGAAGCCUCUCUUUAAAUGCAGCUCUGUUUGCCUCGGUGUGCCUAGCCUCUAGGUUACCCGGAGCUCUGCACACUUUCGCCAUGCUAAGCUGCGCCCUGCUGGUAUUUGCUCUGUGGCCCUGCCUGCUGCAGACACUGAGGGAGAACGCCCCUGGCCAUUUUACUGGGGUGUGCAUGGGAGUUUGCAUUGGAGGGAUAGUAGGUCUGGGGUCUCAGACACUGGGUGGAGCUGUGCUCUUAACCCUGGCUUUAGCAAGUGUAACACUGCUCUGUCCUUUCCUGCUUGUCAGGCUGCAGAGGCACAAGGACAACAUUCAUGGACCCUGGGAUGAGGCUGAGAUUCGUGAGGACCUGAGCCGCUUCCUUCACUAAUAAGCAGCCUAGCACAAGCAGCUCCUAAACAAGCUGAUAUUAAAAGUGUAACUGCAUUUUAUAUGAACCAAAAACUGUUUUUUUUUUUUGUUUUGUUUUUUAUCACUGGGUCAUGUAUGAUUGGAAAACAAUGACAAACUAUUAUUCUCUUGCAGGUAGUAUGAGGAUGGUUUUUAAUGUUCAGGCUGCUACUGUUUUGUAAUUUACCUCAGAGUUUGUGCGAAAGGUCUCAACUAAUAAUAUGACUUGUUACAGGAUGUUAAUGGUUUGCAAAUCUCUGUAAGAAAAAAUGAAAUCACAUAUGAAGGGCUGUAAUUCCAUUUUCCACAAUUUAUUUGUAAAUAUUAGAAGACUUUUAGGAUUUCAUUCUGUAUUUUGGUAAUGAGAGUAUUUCUUCAGUGUUAUUCAGUACAAUACUACAAGAAGCUGUUUUAUCUGCUUAAAUAUGGCCUGAAAUAUGAAAUGUGUCAUGAGCACUGAGGUAAGAAAAUGUAGACGUUUUCUACAGUCAAUGAAAAAGAUGAGGGUCUUUCAUGUCGCCUUCCGUUCAAAUCCCAAUCAGUGACGUCACAUCCGAUGAGCAACACCUGUUGACAAGGUGUUUUCGGUCGACAGAGAGGAACAUGGCGGGAGUUUGCCUACCUAAUUUAGUCUAACUUCCAUUAAAAAAAACCCAAAAACAACUUUAUGCUGAUGACCUCCCAGUUUGCUCAGCACACAGUGUGAAACAGACCGGAGUUCCUCUGUUUAUUUUUAAUUUUUGGGCCGAUUAAAGAACAACUACAUGGCGA
Messenger RNA from Neolamprologus brichardi, 1760 nucleotides. It is a transcript of the gene pigc, whose product is annotated as phosphatidylinositol glycan anchor biosynthesis, class C. NCBI's taxonomy places the organism in Eukaryota, Metazoa, Chordata, Actinopteri, Cichliformes, Cichlidae. Gene Ontology annotation, cellular component: glycosylphosphatidylinositol-N-acetylglucosaminyltransferase (GPI-GnT) complex; membrane. Gene Ontology annotation, biological process: GPI anchor biosynthetic process. The record is from RefSeq and is a predicted model, not a curated record.